UUCGCCUUUAGACAAAAAACAAGCACAAAAUUUUAAAAAUUAUUUAUACUAAUAAACUUGCGCGAUUGAGUAAAUUUUGUAAUUAUUCAAGUAAUAUAUAAAAGUAUUCGUAACUAAAUUUAAAUAACUUGUAUGGCAUGAUCAAAGGCGCGAUUAUGUUGACAUUCAAUAUGGCGGUAUGUCGUCAGUGCUGUGCUGUGUCGUGUAGGUAGUUGUGGAUAACCAAACCAUCAUAACAUAGAAACAAGCCAAUGCACAGCCGAGCUCCGAUUCAGCAAGCAUUGAAGACAUCUGAGGAUCUAGUGUAGUUUUUAUCAAUACCAUUUUUGCAAACUUAGUGUUUUGUUUAUUAAAUUUGUUACAUCAGUGUAAAGACUUAUUGUGUUGCUAAGACACGAAGAGAAACAUGUGAUUUGGUUUAUAAAUUUGUAACUUUUUUAAAAACUUUAAAACACCACUCCUUUUUCUGUGAUAUAUUGGUACACCAUUCUGAGAUUUUUGACUUAUAUACAAUAUUGAUACUGUCAAAAAAAUGUCAAGCAAUCCUCAGUGGAAAAUGUUCCAGCCGCCAGAUUCACACAACUCCCCUUUACAGGAUAUUUUAGAUCUCCAACAAUCAAAUAUGCAGGCCAAACAGGUUUAUCGUAAUGGUACUUACAGCGGUGAGUACCCAAGUUCCCCUCGAGAUAAUUUUAAUAAUAUGGGCAAGUCAAGUGGUGGAAAUAGAUUUUCUGUUGGCAAUUAUAAUUUGGAUGGAUGUCCCAUGGGAGAUUCUGUGGGAGUGUAUUCUUCCAGUUCAACCAAUAACCAAUCUCAGUAUGAUUCCACGAAUCACCCACCUAUAAGAGAAACAGGGAUUAUUGAAAAAUUGCUUCAUUCCUAUGGCUUUAUACAAUGCUGCGAGAGGCAAGCUCGUCUAUUCUUCCACUUUAGCCAGUUUGGUGGUAAUAUAGACCAUCUGAAAAUAGGUGACCCAGUAGAAUUCGAGAUGACUUACGACCGUCGUACUGGCAAACCAAUUGCGUCUACAGUAACUAAAAUAGCCCCCGAGGUGGUACUGAGUGAGGCUCGAGUUACCGGAGUAGUGACUACGGAGGUGAAGGGAGAGGGUUCAGGGGAUAAUACCGGACGCAUAUCGUAUGAGAACCGCGGCGAAUGCUUUUUCUUGCCGUAUACUAAAGAUGACGUCGAAGGAAACGUAACCCUUCGUACAGGAGACGCUGUCAGCUUCCAAAUCGCAACCAACCAAAGAGGCACUCUUGGAGCGUGUCACGUGCGUUUCGAGAACCCCGCGCAUCCCGUCAAGUAUCAUGGCGUAGUGUGUUCUAAGAAGGAAAAUUUUGGUUUCAUCGAGCGGGCUGAUGUCGUUAAGGAGAUAUUCUUCCAUUACUCUGAAGCCAAGGUCAAAGAGGAGCUGUCUCUAGGAGAUGACGUGGAGUUUAUAAUACAGACUAGGAAUGGUAAGGAGGUUGCGUGCAACAUCAGUAAGCUGCCGAGUGGGUCGGUUGUGUUCGAAGACGUUAGCCCGGAGCAGCUUCGGGGGCAGGUGCUGAAGCCGCUGGAGCGUGGGGCGCGACUCCAGAGCGACCCUCUACCAGGCAGGAUCAGAUACAGGGCACCGGACCAUUCUGAAGUUGAGGUGCCUUUCGGCGACAAAGACCAGUGCGGGGAGUUCACCUUGCGGCACGGGGAUUGGGUCCAGUUCCAAGUGGCAACGGACAGACGGGAUCAACUGAAACGGGCAACCAAUAUAUCGCUGCUGGAUGAGUCAUUCAACGUAUCAGGCGAAAGACGUGAACAGGGCAUUGUUUGUUCCUUGAGAGAUGGCUUCGGUUUCAUCCGAUGCGUAGAGCGUGAGCAGACCAUGUUCUUCCACUUCGCCGAGGUGUUGCGUCUUGGCCAGGAGUUAAGUGUUGGCGACGAGGUUGAGUUCACCGUGGAUCCUUUGUCAUCCUUCUCCAACAUGAACAGCCGCCAGUCUGCCAUCCGUAUCCAGCACUUGUCUGCUGGUUCCGUACAGUUCGAGUCCCUUGUGGAGCGAGGCGUCCGCGGGGUCGUCACCAAGGAAGCGCAUUAUUCCAACGAGAGUCCCAACAGAAACUCACCGAAUGAGUCCGGUAUCAUAACGUGUCAAAUAAACAACUUGAAGAAAUCUAUACCAUACACGGUCAAGAAAUGUGAAUCAAAGAUGCUGCCUCGCGUGGGCGACAAAGUGACCUUCGAUCUGUAUCAGGUGAAGAGGACUAAGGAGCUGGUUGCUAUGAGUGUGACGAUGCAGCACAGCAUGACGAACGGCCGGAUUGGAGGGGCGGGGGCUGGAGGGGGAUCGGGGGCGGCCACCCAGCAGGGCUUCGUGGCCGCACUCAAGGAUGGCUUCGGUUUCAUUGAGACAGCCGAUCACACCAGGGAGGUGUUCUUUCAUUUCAGUAAUCUGGAAGGCAGCCCGGAUGUAUUGGAGUUGGGUUCAGAGGUGGAGUACACUGUGGGUCGUCAGAGCAGCGCUAGCGGUGGUUGUGCCAGCGCCGAACAUGUGCGACCACUGCCUCGUGGAACUGUGCCCAUUGCACGACCCCUGGAACCUCCUCUCACCGGCACGGUGACACGUACGCUGAGGGCCCUCAACCCCGACCAGGCCAAGUACUCUGGCUUAAUCCAAGUGGAGGGUGGGAUGACCUACGAAUUUGGCAUCAUGGGACUAGCGAGCAAGCGAGAGAUUCUGCAAGUUGGCGAUCCGGUCACAUUUCAGUCGGACAUGGAAGGUCGCGCUACCAACAUAGUGCCCAUUAGAAAGAAGAGACGGGCCACCGUAGACGCUAUAAAAGGCGGCUUCGGUUUCCUGUCUCUCGAGGCUGAGGAAGGUCGUCGUCUCUUCUUCCACAUGAGUGAGGUCCGCGGGAACCCUUCAGAUCUGGCGCCCGGAGACGCCGUCGAGUUUGUAAUGCUAACCAACCCCAGGAACGGGAAGUGCUCAGCCUGCAAUGUCGUCAAAGUCGGGAGCAACAGCAGCAAUAGCAAGAUAUCAAAGCGCGAUCGCGAGAGGGAGCGUGAGAGAGAGCGUCCAGAGAGGCCGGAGCGUCUGCUGGCCAGGCUGAGGACGGUGUCACUCGAGGAGCCCGGGCCGCGCGUGCUGGUGCUGCGACCUCCGCGGGGACCGGACGGCAGCCGCGGCUUCCGGCCGAGGAGACCGCUCGCCGACCAGCUGGCCGACUGAGAGCAGGAGACGCGGACGACCCGACACCCCGCCACCGAUACCAGCCGCACCACCACCCGCCGCAGAGUCUACAGGUUCGGUAAGCAGCCCCCGCCGCCGCCGCCGCCGGGCCGUCCGUGACACCGUGACACCGUGACGCGACACCGACACGGUCUCGACAUCACAUUCGUAUAGUUUACUCAAUCACGUAUUCACCAGAGACUGACUACCACAUUUCUUUAGCAGCGUAUGUAUGAAUAAUUUUAGGUGACAAAAAAUUUUUUGUUGUUGACAUCGGUUUAGUUGUAUGAACGAUGGACAUAUCAAUUGAUGAUUCGUUUUGCUUGAUGUGUGUUUUUUUUAUGAGGUUCUUUUUCGCAUAGAUACGUUGUUCAAAAUUCCAUUACUAAUUGUCUAUCCGAGUCGACACGAAGACGGCCAGUUAUAUAGGUAUUAUUUAUGCUUCUGUUAAUAUGAACCGUGUGCGUGCUCAGGAUACAUAGUGCCUUUUCUGUCAAGAAAUAAUAAAUAUGUAAGAAAUGUCUAAAACUAAAGUGUCUGGUGCCUUAUUGUGUUAUGAAUGAACCGUCAGCUGAUAGACAUUGUAUGGGAGUAUGAAACUCUGUAUAUAAUAAACACUUUGUUAAAAGUAAUAAAAAAAAAAGUUUGUUUGGUGACGACUAUACUUAUACUGUGCCUCGAUGUUACAAUAAAACAUAUAGAAAAUGUAUUAAAAAUGAAAUAAAUAUAUUGUCGAACAACAAAAAUAUAUAUAGGAGGGAAAUUGAAAAGAUUCGUGCAGUAACUGUAUUAUUUUUUCAGUUCUUCCACUAUAACAUUGUGGCAACGUAAGUGUUUUCGUUGAGUUACGUAUUGUAAAUUUAGUAUAUAUGUAUAUAUAUAUGGUUUUGUGAAAUCUUAUACGUUUGUUUUAUACUUUUUUUUUUGCAAAAUAAUGUACUUUUGAAUUUAUUAUAGAACAAAUAGAAAUAAAAAAAAGUAUACUUAUAAUUAAUUUUUGUAUACAAAUGUCGACCAGUGUAUUAUAAUGUGUUCUAUUCUGUUAUAUAAUGCAUCGAUUUUUUAAAAAGAGAUCUGUUUGUUUUUACAUAAAAUAUAAUUUCAGAAAUGAUUCAAGAAUUAUCGUAUUGGAGAGGUGUCCGUUUUGUCUUACAAAUUAUAAUAAUUAUGUAAAAUGUUCUAUUUACGAAGAUUUUUAUAUUUUUAAAAAGUAUCCAUUUCAUUUUUUAUUUUGUACAAAGUCAACAUCAGAAAUAAAUUGAAGUGGAUUUAUAAAUAAAGGAGGCUUCUCCAGUACAGAAAAUUGUAUAUGAAUCCUGUGAUCCUGUGAUUUGGUAAUCGUAUGUGCAAUAAUGUAACUACAAGUUAUCACAUAGAGGCCUCGUCAAGUGUCCGACUCGGUUGACGUAAACGAACAAAAUGUUAUAUUAAGCUUAUUAAAAAUAAUCGGAAUAGAGCAUUCAUGCUAUGUACUGGAAUGGAGCCAAAGACUGAGAAAAAAAAAUAUUUAUUGCAAUAAUAAUAUUGGUAUUAGAUUAUUUUAAUUAGCGAUAUGUUGUGAAGUCAUGCGGUCGGGUCGCGCAGAUAACGACUUCGACACCAACAAUAUCUGAUCUGUACAAAAUCGGUGCAAAUAUAAAUUAUUGUAACAAGAUAGAUGUCUUGAAUUAGAAUUUUAUCUAAAUUUGAUUUUACUUUUAGUAUUCAGACUGAAUGUGGAGCAAUACGACAUGUGUUCAUAUCCGGUCGGUGGACUGAGGGGCCUCGUUCGUUCGGAGAUUGUGGUCCGUUGUUAUCAUUAAAGUUUUUUGGUGAUAUUAAAACGAAUUUUUCGUAUUACUACGUUUGUUAAUGCUGUAGUUAUAAGUGUAUGAGAGUGUCGGCGGACGACGACUAGUCGGACUGUUUAUAAUCAUAUUAUUUAUAGAUAGAUUAUAAAAUUUAAUAAUGUAUUUUCAAAUCGUAUUCGCGUCUCAUAGGUACGCGUAUGUAGUUAUUAUAUUACGUAAAGCGAGUUAAUGUCUUGCUUUUCGAUCAUCGGUCACAUAUUUCAGCGACUUCACCGAAACGACAAUCUCAAACGGUUUCCGUGACGACACGCUCCGAUACGGACGAGCUGAGACUCGAUGUAAUUUAUGAUUAAUUCCAAAGAUGGGAAUUUUGAACAAACGUUAUUAUGCUGUACGCUUACAAUAUUCGUUAGCCUGUAAACGCCCGUGUAACCAUGUGUAGUGAUAGUGGCAAUGCGAUAUAUUAAUCUGGAUUGGUGUUGUAGUGUUGCCCCGGACGAAACGGGGAUAGUUUUAUGUAAAGGUCUCAUCUGUAAGGCGACUGUCUCGUUAACCGAACGUCUUGAACGUGUUCACGUGCUCUCCUAACGUACGAUCGGUGAAGCGAGCGUCGCAUAUAAUAAAUGCAGUGCCUAAAAGAACCUCGAGAGGGAUACCAAAUGUUAACCUUUCAGAAUUACAAAACUUUGGAAUUAUCAUAA
Molecule: messenger RNA, 5702 nt
Organism: Danaus plexippus (monarch butterfly)
Lineage: Eukaryota; Metazoa; Arthropoda; Insecta; Lepidoptera; Nymphalidae
Gene: Unr
Product: cold shock domain-containing protein E1
Exons: 15
Coding region: 533-3211 (892 amino acids)
Molecular function (GO): nucleic acid binding
Source: RefSeq, a predicted model, not a curated record